CUAACCCAAAGCACCCUGUGAACUAAGGCUACCUGGAGUCCAUCUUCCUCCCUUCUGACAUCCCCUGUUCACAAGGGCCUGGCUGUGCUAUAACAUGCCUUAUUUAUGUAACAUAGCAAGACACUGUGAACGUCAGCUGUAGGAAGCUCUUAGCUGGUCCUUGCUUCUGCUUGCUGCCUGCAGCAUGCAUCCAGUCACAGGGCAUUUAUUCACAGAUCAGAAAUGUGACUGCUUUGUUGUCAAAUACAGGGAUGCAUGAGCCAUGGUGCACGGGGAGAUGUACGUGCCCCAGUGCACGGGGCGGUUAAUCUCAUGCCCUUUUCCCCCGAGCAGCACUGGCAGCAUGACCUGGCACCAGCCAACACCGCGUGGGACACGUGGGACAGGUGGCUCCGCACCCGCCUGUGGGCAAAGUGCAGGGCAAGGGCCAGGCAGCCCCACAGAAGGCAGCCAUGGAGCGACACUAGCCAACACAGCUACUGCCAACGUCUCUCUGACAGCCUGAUGGCCGUGCGACUCUGCAGCAUCACCGUCCUGCUGGGUGUUGCCCUCCUCCUGCCUGCACCUGGGGGCACCCAGGCUCCAAGCAACACUGGGCGAAAGGACCUGGCCACGGAGCAGGAUUUGGCUGAGAAAACCAUCCUGGGCACACAAGCCAUGGAGCUACUGGAGGGUGAGAUCACCAAAGAGGUGGAACCAGGUAUAAAGGUCUUCUCCAGCAGUGCCUGGGCUCGAUGGGUCUCCCACCAAGUCCAGGAGGGACCAGAGGAGGACCGUGACCACCUCUACCACCCCCAGGACAAUGCCAGGGAGGCUGAUGUCCUUGGGCCACCCUGGGUGCUGUCCCUGGAGGUGCAGAGUGGCCCCGAGGAGGACCGCGACCACCUCCACCACAGCUGAGUGGAGACAUGCCCAGGCUGCGAAAUGAGGAGUGGGAGCUGCCCCUGGGGCUUCCUGAGUGGACACGUCCCUCCCUACCCACCCCUGAGCACCCCAAUAAACCCAUUCCCCCCUCCA
This is a messenger RNA of Phalacrocorax carbo (great cormorant), 1017 nucleotides long. The record is from RefSeq and is a predicted model, not a curated record. NCBI's taxonomy places the organism in Eukaryota, Metazoa, Chordata, Aves, Suliformes, Phalacrocoracidae.